Molecule: messenger RNA, 2079 nt
Organism: Lynx canadensis (Canada lynx)
Lineage: Eukaryota; Metazoa; Chordata; Mammalia; Carnivora; Felidae
Product: guanylate cyclase soluble subunit beta-2-like
Exons: 12
Coding region: 16-2079 (687 amino acids)
Biological process (GO): cGMP biosynthetic process; response to oxygen levels
Cellular component (GO): guanylate cyclase complex, soluble
Molecular function (GO): guanylate cyclase activity; heme binding
Source: RefSeq, a predicted model, not a curated record
GUGCAAGAUGCCUUCAUGACCUACAUGGUGUAUGAUGACAUCAUCACCAUUAAGCUCAUCCAAGAGGCCUGCAAGGUUCUCGGUGUCUCCAUGGAAGCCAUUCUGAGACUCUUUGGAGAAUAUUUCUUUAAAUUCUGUAAGAUGUCUGGCUACGAUAGGAUGUUACGGACACUGGGAGGAAACCUCACGGAGUUUAUUGAAAACCUAGAUGCCCUCCACAGUUACCUCACGCUAUCUUAUCAGGAGAUGAACGCGCCAUCGUUCCGCGUGGAGAGAGAAGCAGACGGGAGGAUGCUUCUCCAUUACUACUCUGAUAGGAGGGGUCUGUGCCACAUCGUACCAGGUAUCAUUGAGGCUGUGGCCAAAGACUUCUUCGACAUUGAUGUGACCAUGGAUAUCCUCAGCAUGAAUAAGGAAGAGGAGAGGACAGGAAAGAAAGAGCAUGUUGUGUUUCUGGUUGUACAGAAGUCUCACAGCCAGAUGGGAAGGGCAAAGCCAAACAGGUUAAAAGGCAAUCAGGAUAUCCAGAGGGACCAAGAGGCCCUGGAGGCAGCUUUCCUUAGGAUGAAGGAGAAAUAUUUGAGUGUCUCUGUUUGCCCUGUGAAGAAAUCCCACUGGGAAGUUGUGAGAAGUAUAGUCAUGUUCGGAAAAGGGCAUCUCGUGAACACCUUUGUGCCCGUUUAUCCCGAGCGUCUCUGGAUUGAACAGAAGACAUUCUGCAAUGCUUUUCCUUUCCACAUUGUAUUUGAUGAAUCACUGAGGGUCAAGCAAGCCGGAGUGAAUAUUCAGAAGUAUGUCCCAGGACUCCAAAACCAGAAGAUUCGAUUGGAUGAGUAUUUCUCCAUCAUUCAUCCCCAAGUUACCUUCGACAUUUUCAGCAUCUGCAAAUUUAUCAACAGUCAAUUUGUCCUGAAGGUCCGAAGAGAAAGGAUGCCUGAGGCAUGGAAAAGUCAGCCCGCACUCAAACUGCGAGGCCAGAUGAUCUGGAUGGAGUCCGCGCGGUGCAUGCUAUACCUGUGCUCCCCGAAGCUCCGCAGCCUACGAGAGCUGGAGGCGCACCGGAUGCACCUGUCCGACAUCGCCCCCCACGACACCACCAGGGACCUCAUCCUCCUGAACCAGCAGCGGCUGGCAGAGAUUGAGCUGUCCAACCAGCUGGAGAGGAAGAAGGAGGAGCUGCGGGUCCUCUCCCAGCACUUGGCCAUAGAAAAGAAGAAAACCGAGACCUUGCUUUAUGCCAUGCUGCCGGAACAUGUGGCCAACCAGCUGAAGGAGGGCAAAAAGGUCGCUGCGGGAGAAUUUAAAACCUGCACCAUUCUCUUCAGUGACGUGGUGACAUUUACUAACAUCUGUGCUGCCUGCCAACCUAUCCAGAUAGUGACCAUGCUGAAUUCCAUGUAUUCCAAGUUUGACAGAUUAACCAGUGUCCACGAGGUCUACAAAGUGGAAACUAUAGGAGAUGCCUACAUGGUGGUAGGGGGCGUACCAGUGCCCAUUGGGAGUCAUGCUCAAAGAGUGGCUAACUUUGCUCUGGGGAUGAGAAUUUCUGCAAAAGAAGUGAUGAAUCCUGUUACUGGAGAGCCCAUCCAGAUCAGAGUGGGGAUCCACACAGGACCAGUCUUAGCAGGUGUGGUGGGAGACAAGAUGCCGCGGUACUGUUUGUUCGGUGACACUGUGAACACGGCUUCUAGGAUGGAGAGUCACGGGCUUCCCAAUAAAGUGCACCUCAGCCCCACGGCCUACAGAGCUCUGGAGAAUGAAGGGUUUGAAAUAGUUGAGAGGGGCGAAAUCGAAGUGAAGGGGAAAGGGAAAAUGACCACCUACUUUCUGAUCCGGAACCUGCAUGCCUCGGAGGACGAGAUCAUGGGCAGACCUCACAGCCGGCUUGAUCGCAAGGGUGAGCAGAAAAGAGAAGCCGCAUCUCAGUGUCAGAUAUUUUUUCCACUAACAACUUCAGAUGUGUUUAGUGGGGCCCUUGGGCAUGUGGGGUCAGCGUGGGUCAUCCCUUUGCACGACUUUCUUUGGGUCGAGGCUCCCAAGGAUCAGAGCAACCAGGAUGAACACUUGCAUCCGGGGUAG